AAUUCGAUAUUACGACGUGAAGGACUGGAAAAAUUACAGCAAUAUUGUACGGAUAGACUUAAGAAAGAGCCGGAAUCGAUUCUUAGGUCACCAGAUUUUGUACAUUUAAAUGAAGAUAUCGUUGUAGAACUUCUCAAACAAGUUAAUAUUCAAAUGUCAGAAAUUGAAAUUUGGGAUUACGUACUAAAAUGGGGAGUGGCGCAAACUCGAAUGCUCAAUGAUAAUUUUGGGCGAUGGUCAUCAAAAGAUUUUCUCAUAUUGGAAUUGUCAUUGCAUAAUUGCCUUCCUUGGAUCAGAUUUUUCCAUAUGCCAUAUCGUGAAUUUUCUAUUAAAGUAAUGCCAUUUGAAAAGAUCUUACCAAAGAAAUUGGUUCACGAUGUACAACGUUAUCAUUUCGUCCAAAAUAGUCAACCGCUUUACAAUGCCAUUCUGCCCCCAAGACUCGGUGUGUGUAACUCGUCAAUCAUUAAGUGGUGUCACAUGGGAUUGAUUGCGAGUUGGAUUGACCGCAAAGAUUGUGAAAGCAUUGGUAAAUCGGAUUCACUGACAACCAAAAGGACAACUACCGUAAGUCGAGUCGCAGACGCGAGUAAAGCAGUUUAUAGUUUUGUAGCGUUGGGACCCUAUUUUGGUGAUGGAGAUUUGAAAGUCUGCAUUCGAUACGAUAGCCUAAGUUGUAGUUGCACUCAUAAAUCUUAUUCUUUGAAGAUUCUUGAAAAGUCAGAUUGGAUGGUUGUUGAAGAAUACGAAGUCUUUAAAAAAAUCUAUGAUGGGAAGCUUAAAGGCAAUAUUGAAGGUGGUGCUAACGAUGAUAUAAUUAGAGAUGAUA
Messenger RNA from Racocetra persica, 829 nucleotides. The record is from the annotation of a GenBank genome assembly. Lineage: Eukaryota; Fungi; Glomeromycota; Glomeromycetes; Diversisporales; Gigasporaceae.